UAGUGACAACUUGACAAGUGAUUGUCGAAAUAUCAAUUUUCUGGACGGUGACGAUUUUUAUCUUUUGAAUAAAAUUAUAAUUAACCGUAAAACAACAAAAUGGACGUAUCAUCCAAAAGUAUAUGUAUAUUUUCGAUUUUUUUACUUAUUACACUUUCAUCAGUAAAUGGACAGGAUAAGUGCGUUAAAAGAAAUUCAUGUAGUUGUGUAUUUUCCAAUGGCACGGGUAUUGACUUAUCCCCUUCUGCGAAGAAUUUAAUUUACACAUCGAAGACCACUUUGGACGAGAAGAAUAAGGGCGCAGAAGUAGUGGUGGCAACUUAUUAUUACCAUCCAUGCUUCGACGUAUUACUGACAGUUAAUCAGUCGACUAGUAUGAAUGGUACCACUUGCGAUAAACCUUUGUCGCUAUGCAGACAUACAAGCACUUGGAAUGGAACCGUCAAGGACCACCUUACUAAAUAUGGAGACAUCUUUGAAUAUUUGGGAAGCUCAAAUGAUACCAGUGAUGGUAUUGAGUUCUCAAAUGACGGUAGAUCCAUUAAGUAUUUCAAUAAACCUUCCUCUCUCUCGGAUAAAGCACAGGCACCUGUAAGGUUCUCAAUUGUGAAUUUGGUAUGCUCCGACACUGAUGAUGAAUUCUACGUUAAGGACUCAACAGAGCCAGAUCAAAUUGAACUAGCUUUCUUCUCGAGAAAUGCUUGCCUUCGACAGAUUGAGUCGAGCCGGUCUACGGGAUCCACACUGCUGAUUAUAUUCUUCUCCUUCGUUAUUUUCUACCUGGUCCUCGGAGUGUGUACCAAGAAAUUCUUGAUGGGAGCCACUGGCAUUGAAGUUAUACCAAAUUUGAUGUUCUGGACUGAAUUGCCGAACCUGGUUAAGGACGGCUGGGCGUUCGCUCUGAACGGCUUCAAGCUGCCAGCACGCGGGGCCGGCCCCGCCACGUCGCCCGACCCCAACAGUUACGAUUCCAUAUAACAACAACGCGACGACGCGCUUCUCGACGGGCAACUUGUGUUCAUCGACUAGCCACUAACCGGUACACCGACGUAAAUGGACAUGUAUAUAUAUAGGUUAAAAAACAUAUUCAGGAUUUAAGAGGAUACGGUAGCGAAAAUGCUAAAAUGGAAAGGACUUUAAACUUGGGAAUUUUAGUUAAAUAUACAAGUGUUAUUAACUAGAUUUAUCGAAAAAAAAUUGUCCAUUAAGAACAAC
Molecule: messenger RNA, 1215 nt
Organism: Leguminivora glycinivorella
Lineage: Eukaryota; Metazoa; Arthropoda; Insecta; Lepidoptera; Tortricidae
Exons: 6
Coding region: 100-978 (292 amino acids)
Cellular component (GO): trans-Golgi network
Source: RefSeq, a predicted model, not a curated record